ACUAUACCAUACAAAUACAGCCAAUUCCCCACACCCUGUGCGGGGUGUCUGCCCCUAGGGAGCCUUCCUAAAGGUGUCUCCAGGUUACGGCACUUGGGCUAACCAGAUCACUACAGUUGGGUACCACCCUAGUACUACCAUGGAAUCCCAGAAUUGCAUAAGAAAAUUGCUGCCACCGGGUGUUACACGGUAGAUUCCUAUCACAUGAUGGAAACUAAUACUUGUACUACUAUAGUACUAGUACUUCUAUGGAUAUCCCUAUGCCUUCAGGCACUGGCUUCGUUGGUUGCCCCUAUUCGCGAAUACACAACUACUCUAGUGCUACCUACUACCACUACACUAUCCACUGUACUGCUAGCAUUAUGUCUAUGGCAAUGUAAGAAGGCAGGGUACCUUGUAUCCCCAAUGACCUGGUACCACUGGGCGCUACUGAUACUGCUAGUACUAUUACAAGUAAUGGCAGUGGUAUUGGAGCAAGAGAUUUGGGGUAUCGGGAAAGCUACAUCUGCCGAUUCGACAUAUCCCAUUUAUGGUAUCGCGGUUCUACUAUGGGCCAUACUGGGUUGUACCCUAUUCUGUGGAUGGAAGUGUAACCUGUUCUGUAGACCAUGCUGUAAAAGUCAGUAUAUUUGCUAUGGUAGUGCAGUAGUGGUAGUACUAGUGGUACUCACAGUAUUGGCAGUGACAGCGUUACUUGCAAAGCACGGCAGUGGCGAUGGUUUAGGCGUUUUCCCUUUUUUCGGUACUCUAGGACAGACCGAAAAAGACAUCAUUCAAUACCUCGGUAACUUGGUGGUACCAAUUAUCCAGUGCCAUACCAUGGCAUUUCUAUGGACUACUCUACUGAAGUUACCAUAUACAGUUCCAGAGGUGGUAGCACUGAUAGCUUCUGCACUGGCAGUGGCCUCUAUGGUAGCAUUGGCAGUACUGGGUGGUACCACUCUCGGUGGAGUACAACUCAGUUCUAAAGGAUACCCCUUCCUAGCAGUACAUCUAGUAGCCCUUGUCACCGCCUUAUACUGCUUGGAGUGUAAGGCAACAUUUUGUUAUCCCAAGCAAUACCUCUGCUUAGGGUUACUUGCAGUGGUGCUUCUGCUAGCUUUGGUAGUGGUAGUGGUAGUGCAUGUCGACAGUCAGCGCAGAGGAAAAGAUGCUGCGGAAUACACCCUUCUGGGCUACUCACUACUACUGAUGAUACCGACACUGUGGUAUGCAUACCGAUGUGGUCUACUUACAUGGUGUCUCCCCAAGAAAAAGGCUCUCAAGGAUACUGACACUGCUGAGAACACGGCAGCAGAUACUGAUAUCGCAAAAGAAUCUUAGUAGUAAAUGUGACCACAGUACAACCCUGUGACAUUUAAUGGCCCAACUUUGGCUAGCCCAAUAUGAAAUGGAACA
Molecule: messenger RNA, 1398 nt
Organism: Babesia bovis T2Bo
Lineage: Eukaryota; Apicomplexa; Aconoidasida; Piroplasmida; Babesiidae
Product: putative integral membrane protein
Exons: 1
Coding region: 205-1323 (372 amino acids)
Source: RefSeq, a predicted model, not a curated record